AUUAUCAGAUAAUGCACAACAAUGUGCAUAUGCAUGUAAUAAGAAAACAAACGGACAAAAGAGGCAGGAAGGGAGAUGUAUUCAGUGUGCAUUCUUCUUGCGCUACUCUCACCAUCAUGUUCAGCAAGAAACCAAAACGUGAUUCUUCUGGUCCCCGAUUACAUCGAACCAGGAACGAACUUCAGUGUUGAAAUCCACAGCAAAGGCAAUCCAUGGACUAUUCCUUUAGUCGGAGAAAUAAAAACGGCAACAGGGGAAGUUGUUUCUUCAAAAAACAUAGACGUUUCCCCAGAAACAAUAACAACGCUAGAGUUGAAGGUCCCAUCAACUAUAACGCGAGAUAAGAUGUAUACCUUCGUCUGUAAACCAACCACUCAAAGAAUCAAAAUGGAAUCUCUUACACCUGCUCCCGAACUUGUAUACAGGGAUGAUGGAUAUUUUUACCUGAUACAAACAGACAAAUAUAUCUACACGGGAGGACAAACAGUUCGAUUUCGAGUUAUAGGAUUAAACCAACACCUAAUCCCCCUCUCUGUACCAUUAACAGUUACUGUGAAGGAUCCGAAAGGACAAAAGGUUGAACUCUGGAACAAGAUGCUGAUGACUGACGGUGUACUGAGUCAUAGUUUUGACCUGGGGGACGAAGUGUCCUUUGGAACUUGGUCAAUCACUGCAAGCGACGGGGUAAAUUCGACGACGGUAAAUCUGAAAGUCAUGGAUUAUUAUUCACCAACCUACGAAGUCGAAGUUGAAUUUCCACAACAAAACAAAUUUGUUGUCUUAACUGACGAUUUUGUUCACGUGAAAGUAACAGCCAGGUAUUUGUUUGGAAAAGAGGUCGAGGGUAACGUCUCCAUCAUUGGCACUCUGAAGUCAUGGGACAAGCCGCAGUACUAUGGACGAAGUCUUCCUGCAUACUCAUCAUCAUCUAAAAGGAUAAAAGGCUCUGCGACAUUUGACAUACCGAUGUCCGAAAUAAGAACAAUGGGGGAAGCUCUCAAUGCACCACUGUCCUCUGAUUCCCUCUACAUAGACGCAUAUGUAUCGGAGGAGGGUAUCACCAUGAAUGGCUCCAGUGCUGUAGUCCUCUAUGACAGCCCUAUAGAAAUACAGAUCACACCAGCGACCAAGUAUUUUCGACCAGGGAUGCCUUUUCAUACACAGAUACUGAUACGACAAUCCAACGGAGAUCCACUGCCAGCUUCCUUAUCAAAAGGAACACUUACAACAACUAUCAAUAGGAAGGGGAGUACAUCCAGCUCUACAUUUAUACCAGCACUGAACGGUUCCAAUACUUUUAGCAUCGUUAUACCAAGCGAUGCUACGAUUCUUAACGUAAAGGUCGAAUAUCAGAGAGUCAGCAAGGAUAUGGAUGUGACCUCAUUUGAUGGGUCUGAGGGAUACUACUUGGAAGUUCUUCCCUCAUCACAAGAAGUCAAAGUAGACGACUGGUUCAGUAUUACAAUUCUUUCGAACAAAGUACUGCCGGAUCUGAAAUAUAGGAUAGUAGUACGCCACGAGGUCUUUUACGACGGCAUCAUAGCCACCAACAGGAAUUCUUCAUUAACUACACAGUUCCACAUAACACCAGAUAUGUACCCAGAAGCAUACUUUGUUGUGUAUUACUUCCUACCGGACGGCGUAGCAGUUUCUGAUGGGAUUCAUGUGAAUAUCGGUAGCUCUGACAAUGAUGAGCUACACAUAAGCUUCGAGAAACCACAAGUUAGUCCAGGCAACAACAUCACUCUCACUGUAUCAGGCGUGCCUGGAACCACAGUCUGCCUCACGGCUGUUGAUAAAAGUGUCCUCGUAUUAGGCAAUGAAAAUGAAGUCACGGGACCCAGGUAUAAAAACCUGCUUUUGUCAAAAGGCGGUUCUGUCGGGAACACGUUUGACAGCACAGCCCUUCUGAAGAACACUGGAAUAUCUAUUUGGACACAAAAAGCAGAUAUAAACGAAUGCUUCACCUCACAACCAUGUCUAAAUGGAGGGACAUGCGUCGAUGAGAUACCAGGGUUCAAAUGUGAUUGCCCCCCGCUCUAUACUGGAAAACAUUGCGAAAUUAAACACGAUUAUGUUUCACUUAUCCUACAGCCUCAGUCCAUUAGGAGAAUUCCUCUUAUAACUGGUGGUAGCUUCAACAUCCAUGCAGGCCUAGCGUCGUUUUACGGGUUCACAAAUAUGCCAAAGACAAGGAUGCGAUCAAACUUUCCAGAGAUUCUCCUCUGGAAAAGGAUUACGAUUGGUCGGAUGGGUAAAGCUGAAGUCCCAGUGCACCUUGGGGACACACUGACUACAUGGGUGGCUAGUGCCUUUGGAUUAAGCUCGCAGUAUGGACUAAGCAUCUCAUCAGAACAUGCUCAGGUGCAAACGUUUCUGAAUUUCUUCGUGACACUCACUGUUCCGGAUCACAUCGUGUUUGGGGAACAGAUUCUGUUACAGCCUCAGGUGUUUAACUACAUGGACAAUGAUGUACCUAUUUCUCUGGUGGUUAAAAACUCUGAGAAUCAAAAUGAAGUGUACAGAGGUGGAAAGAUUCCACAUGGAGGAAGUUUAUCGUUCAUUGUCCCAGUCACAGUCAGCAGUCUCGGCACCGUGAAGGUCACUGUUACAGCUUAUGGCUUUUUAAAUGGCGUUUCAGACGCAGUUGAAAAGGAGAUUGUUGUCAAGCCCCAGGGUGCUCCACAACACUACAACCUACCAGUUGUCCUAGAUCUCAACUCCGCACAUUCUGUGGUCGACACACUGGACAUUGCGCUCCCUCCAUCAGUUAUUCAAGAAUCUGUCAUUAUCAAGGCAAAGCUCACAGGAGACAUAAUGGCACCGAGUAUCAAGGGUUUGAGCAAACUGUUGACGUUACCAACGGGGUGCGGUGAACAAACGAUGAUAGGACUUUCUCCUGACAUCUACAUAUUGAAAUAUCUCAACAGCACUGGUCAAAUGACUUCAUCUAACCAGCAGAAACUGUCUAGCUAUAUAAAACAGGGGUAUCAACACGAGUUGCAAUAUCAACUGAGAGAUGAUUCCUUCUCAACUUUUGACACUGAUAGUAUAGGGAGCACUUGGCUAACAUCAUUUGUUGUUAAGUCAUUCAUGGAAGCUUCGGAUAUGGUUUAUAUAAGUGAAGAUGUGAUUGUCAAAGCAGUCGACUGGAUCUUAGCACAACAAAACUCUGAUGGAUCAUUUCCUGAGAAACAUGCCCUUUACCAUAAAGACAUGCAAGGAGGAGUCAAAUCAGCAGUGGCCCUUGCUGCGUACGUGUCCAUAACAUUGGGAUCUGUCAAGAAUCUGGAACACAAAACGCAACGUUCAAUCAGUGAUGCCCAAAGAAAAGUUCUGCAUUACCUGUCAAGUCAACUGAACGCUCUUGAUGAGAACAACGCCCAUGCCUUGGCAAUAUCGGCAUAUGCUUUAACCCUUGCUCAGAGCUCACUCGGUGACAUCGCUAUGAAUAAACUACAAGCUAUAAGCCAUCCAGAAGGAGAUGUCAAGUUUUGGACGGCAACGAAAACAACCAGUUUCCCGAAACGCCAACCCUGGAGUAGACAAAAGAGGUUCUCCAGCCCCAUCGAUAUUGAGACAACAGCUUACGUUCUUCUGUCGCAUGUUGUGAGAGGCGAACUCGGGGAGGGGCUCAAGGUCAUGAAAUGGAUCGUCCGCCAGAGGAACCCUAAUGGAGGGUUCACAUCGACACAGGACACUGUCAUAGCUUUAGAAGCUCUCUCCAGCUUCCAUACAUCCCUUCAUAAAUCAACACAGCAAACGUCGCCAGGUAUUACCAACAUAGCAGCGACUGUCACGGCUGGUGUAGUAACAAAACAUAUCACAAUGGACAACACAAACAAGGACGUCCUUCAUGAACUCCUGCUUCCAGGGGACAGUAAGACGGUCAGUGUCAGUGCAACAGGGUCAGGACUAGGCGUAAUAGAGGUCGGGGUGUUCUACAAUGUCAACGUGACUACUGAUGACGCGGCCUUCGACCUUACAGCUUCCAUAACAAAACAAAGUGUCAAUGCUAUCAACGUGAGGAUUUGUACAAGAUGGUUGUUGGCUGGGUCAAGCGGAAUGGCAGUGGUACAAGCUGGUAUCCCCACAGGAUUUCAGCCUGAUCUGGAGAUGAUCACCAAUUUACCUAGCCUUAAACGAAAGGAAUACAGCAGUGGAAACGUUGAUCUAUACUUUGAAGGGAUCGGGUCAAGUCAGGUUUGUGUGGACAUCAGGGCUGGCCGAGUUGGGAUGACGCUCAAAACACAGAAGUCGUUGGUUGUUGUCUUUGAUUAUUACAAUCCAGCCAAUCAGAAAUCUGUCUUCUAUAUAUCCCCUGAACUUGCAAAUGCCAAACUGUGUGAUGUGUGCACAGACUGCGACGGAUGUGGCAAUCUGAUAGUUGGAUAACUGCGACGCACACCUGGAACACGACCGUCCAUCGACUUACGAUAACCUUCGUUAAUGUUUACUUUGUUCAUAAUUGAAUAAAUAGGUGCAACGUUAA
Molecule: messenger RNA, 4492 nt
Organism: Haliotis rubra (blacklip abalone)
Lineage: Eukaryota; Metazoa; Mollusca; Gastropoda; Lepetellida; Haliotidae
Product: CD109 antigen-like
Exons: 38
Coding region: 76-4395 (1439 amino acids)
Cellular component (GO): extracellular region
Molecular function (GO): calcium ion binding; endopeptidase inhibitor activity
Source: RefSeq, a predicted model, not a curated record